UUUGCUCUGUUGCUAUUUUAUGUGAAUAAAAGAAGAAGAUAAAGUGAAAUGAACUUCUUCAAUAUGUUUAAUGAUGCUCACAAUUUCUUUAGUGGGUAUUGAAAAUAGCAAGUGCUAUUCUAUAUUUAAUGAUGAAAUGUGAAAGGGUGAUGAUGAAAUGAUGAAAUGUUGUAUGAUACAUUCGUGAAGUUUUGAUGUCACUGAAAACUGAUAGGUUGUUGCUCCCACUUGGAGCAGGGGAGAAAUGGCUCUAGAAAAUCCAUUUUACCUCUAAAUUGAGAAGGUAAUUUAAAUGUAUUUUUAAAGAGGGUGGAAAAGUUGUCUGUAAAGAGAAAAGGAUUAUGUGUUUUCUGUCCUUAGUCUUUUUCUUCAUAGUUGAUUCUGUGUUUUUUAGUAAGAAAUAUCACCUUUCCCAGUUUGACAGGGAUUUGAAUUGCUAAAAUUCAGAGGCUUCUGUUGUAAAUACGUGCAAAACAAUUAAAUCUUAGGAUGAAAGUUAUUUAAAAUGGAUAAGCUAUAUGCUCUUCUGAGUGGUCUUUAGUAGUUAACUAAAAAGCUAGCUAGAAACCAGUAAACUAUCAUAUUUACCUAUAAGUGUUUGAUUCCAUAAUUAAAAAGUAAUGUAAAAAAUUAUAAUUAUAUAUUUUUUAUAUAAAAUUUUUUAGACGAUUUUUUUUUUCUUAUUGAUGUUUAAGUUUUAUGCAAAUCUUGAAUUCUCAUGAUUUUACAAUUCUGAGACAUUUUUCUGCAUCCUUAUAUUUCAUGACAAAAAUAGAAAAGGAAUGUCAAUGAGUUUAUAUGCAUUAUUAUUUUAAAAGAGAAGCUAUUAACCACUAGUGUGGUAAGCCACACAUUUCCAUUUUGUUAAAGUCAUGCAUGGAUUCAUCUUUUCUACAAGCUCUCCAAAAAUAGAAGUAUUAUUUCAGAGUGAGUUGGGGUGUAUUGUACUUUCAUAGUUUUAUCGUCUGUGCCCAGUGGAAGUUCCCCAUUUGUUAGUGCUUAUGACUUAAAGUGAGCACAUGCUUAUAACUACAACUGUGCAUUUUUCUUAGACAUGGAUCGUACUGCAUCACUGGUCCUUUAUUAUUUACCACUGAACCGAACUUUUUGAGUGGCCCCCAGUAGCUAAAAGAACAAAAGGCCUGGCUGCAAGGAUGUCUCCCCUAAGUUAAAUUAUGACAAUUAUAGUUGAAAGAAUAGCCUCCUCUAUUAUGGUUGAUGCUUUCUUGCACUUCGAUAUUUGUUUAAUUAUCGGAUAUCAUAAUUUUGUUCAGCUAUUAAAGGUAAAAGGUACAUUCAUUGAGUUUUGAUAUCCAUGAAAAUGGAUACACUGUUGCUCCUUCCUACUCUGCAUACUUUUUUUCUGGUUACUUAUUUAUUUGUCAAAGUUGACAUGAUAAUUUAAAUAUAUUCUCUAUUAUUCUUUAACUGUAAUAUCUAAUAGUAACUUGGAUAUGUUUUUCAAAAUUUUUAAAAAAUUCUAAAUACAAAGUACUCAAUAACGUGUAUUGAUACAGGUACACAUAUCCAUAUAUAUGUACAACUUUACCUUUUUAAGAGUGCCCUAAUUUGUAGGUCAUUGUUCACUACCAUAGAAGCCCAGCUAUAAUAAUCCUUGCUUUAUUGUUUAUUUCAUAAACAGACAAAAGAAAACUAUAUAAAGAUGAAUAGUUAUGGAUUUGAGAUGGUAUAAACUUAAAAACUGGAAUGAAAUAUGAAGAAAUCAAUGGAAUGGAAUAUGCUGACACACUGUUGUUCUGGUUGGGAAAUUGAAACCACAAAAACUGAAUAAUAAUAAUAGGUUAUUGCAUAGAAAUAGGAACUCAUGAUAGUGAAGAUAUAUGUGAAGGUCUGCGUUGAGUUUUCCAUUCAAAGAGCAAAAAUCCCACAUGACCUUUUCAGACCAAAAGUUGUGUGCAUAGGAAAUAGACAGCUUCAUCAUCUUUCCAUGUUGUGCCUUAUCUAUCUUAGAUUUGACUAUUGUAAGAGAGAGAGAGAGUACAUUUCCUAACGAAUUAAUCGAAUAUAAUUUACUUUUUUGAAUAGUCUUUUUAUAAUACAUUUGUGUAUCUUUAUUAUUAGUAUCUCCUUUCAAUUUUAGAGCACAUUAAUUUACCAUAUUUCUUAUUUAGUUAUUGGUGAACCAUAUUUCUUAUAUUCUUCUAUGUUUUAUAAGUGUUUGUGUAUUUUAUAAAAUACUCAUUGUCAUUUUGUUUAGGUAUCUAUUUCAAUGGAUAAAUCUUGGAUUGUUAAACCUCGGAAUACAAUUGAAUACUCAAUUGGUUUAAAAAAAUUCUUAGAUUUUGCUUUUGAAAAUGGGGUUGUAGGAGAUACAAUUAAAUGCCCAUGUCCCAAAUGUGGGUUUAUGAAAUGGCAAACUAGAGGCGUAGUUGAGGAGCACUUGAUUUUAAAAGCAUUUCCCAAAAAUUAUGUUAUAUGGAAUCUUCAUGGUGAGAAACAAAUAGAAGAUAUUUCUAGUAAUGAAGAUGAUAUACAAGAGGCAUUUCAUUAUGAAAAUCCAAUGGAAACAAUGAUCAAUGAAGCAUUUGGGCACUAUAGGCAAGAAGGUACUAAUCUAGGCAAAACACAACCAUUGGGUGUAGAUGAUGUUUUGAAUGAAAGCCUAAAGGAGCAUUAUAAUGAGUUUAUUGAGUUUCUCAAUGAUGGAAAUCAAACAUUGUGUGACGGGAGCAAGUACACAAAAUUAGAGUUUGUAAUCAAAUUAUAUCACAUCAAGGUUUUGUGUGGAUUAAGUGACAAGGCAAUGACUAUGAUCCUAGAUUUGUUAAAAUAUUUAAUGAAGCAAACUUGCCUCUUUCUUUUUAUGAGGCUAAGAAAACCAUCAACAAACUUGGUCUUAACUAUACCAAAAUAGAUGCAUGUCCGAAUGAUUGUAUGUUAUAUUUAAGAGAUGAUGAAAAAGAUUUGCAAACAUGCAAACAUUGCGGUACAUCUAGAUGGAACCCGAAGAAGAAAAAAAAAGCAACGUGCAAAAGUUUUGCGUUACUUUCCAUUGAAACCAAGAUUGCAAAGAUUGUUUAUGUGUUCUAAGACUGCAGAGCAUAUGAGAUGGCAUUCUUUAGAGAACAAGGAUGGGUUCAUAAGGCAUCCAAGGGAUGGUGAGGCAUGGAAAACAUUUAGUUUAUUGCACCCUGAGUUUGCUUCUGAUCCUCGAAAUGUUCGUUUAGGCCUUGCUAGUGAUGGUUUUAAUCCUUUUGGUACUAUGAGUUCUACUUAUAGUAUUUGGCCAGUGUUUUUAAUUCCAUACAAUCUUCCACCAUGGAUAUGUAUGAAGCACACUUCAUUGAUCCUAUCCAUGAUCAUUCCAGGCAAGCAAAUGCCAGGAAAUAAUAUUGAUGUGUACUUACAACCCCUUGUGGAUGAGUUACGUGAGCUAUGGAAUGAUGGUGUGGAGACCUUUGAUUCUUCAUUGAAUGAAACUUUUAGGAUGCGAGUAGCUCUUAUGUGGACAAUUAGUGACUUUCCUGGCCUAUGCAUUUUAUCUGGUUGGAACACAUACAGGUUUAGCUUGCCCUACUUGUAACUUUGAUGCAAAACCUUGUCGUCUUCCUUAUAAUAAGAAGUGGUGUUUUAUGGGGCAUCGUCGCUUUUUUAGUAGAAACCAUAGAUUCAUAUUGAAUCGUGUUCGCUUUGAUGGAAGCACUGAAACAAGGAAUCCACCACUAAAAUUAUCAGGAUCUGACAUUUUUAGGCAAGUUGAAAAUAUUAAUGUUACAUUUGGGAGAGGAGUAAUUUUGGAUGGUAGAGGAAAAAGAUCUAGAGAAGAAGUUAAACAAUGGAAAAAAAGAAGCAUUUUCUUUGAACUUCCGUAUUGGGAGUCUAAUUUGUUACGCCAUAAUUUAGAUUUCAUGCAUAUUGAAAAAAAUGUAUUUGACAAUUUGGUGUAUACUUUGUUAAAUGAAAAGCCUAAAUCCAAAGACAAUGUAAAUGCUAGGAAAGAUUUAAAGGAAAUGGGCAUAAGAGAGGAUCUUUGGCCAGAUGAUAAUGGAAGAUAUCACCUUGCUUUGUUUUCACUAACUCGUGAUACCAAAAAGUUGUUUGUCAAAACUUUGAAAAAUGUUAUAGUACCGGAUGGUUACUCAAGUAACAUUUCUAGAUGUGUUGAUGAGGUGCAACAAAAAAUAUUCGGGCUAAAAAGUCACGAUUGCCAUAUUAUUAUGGAGCAAUUACUACCGCUGGCAAUACGUAAUUUGUUACCAAACCAUGUCAUUGCAACCUUGGUGGAGUUUUGCUCAUUUUUUAAAGUCCUUUGUAGUAAUAGUUUAAAUCCACAAGAACUUGAAAUGCUUCAAGAUUGCAUUGUGCUAACACUUUGCCACUUAGAGAUGUUAUUCCCACCAUCAUUCUUCAAAGUUAUGGUUCAUUUAACUGUCCAUCUGGUAGAGGAAGCAAAACUUGGAGGUCCAGUUCAUUAUCGAUAUAUGUAUCCUAUAGAAAGGGAAUUAGGUCAUUUAAAGACCUUUGUACGAAACAAGGCAAAACCAGAAGGUUCUAUAGCUGAGGGAUACUUAGCUAAAAAGUCUCUUACCUUUUGUUCUAGAUACAUUGAAGAUAUAGAGACAAGGUUCAAUAGACCAAGACGUGUUUGUGAUAAAACAGGUGAUAAUGAGCCUUUUCUGUCAUCUAUCUUCCCACAAGGUGGGAAGCCAGUAGGAGGUUCCUCGAAUUUUACUUUAACUCGGAUGCAAAAACUACAAGCCCAUCAAUAUGUGCUUUUAAAUUGUGCAAUAGUCACACCAUUUGUUGAUGAAUUUAGACAACUAAUAAAAAGAAGUUCAAGGGGAAGGCGACCUUCAACCACUGAGAUCGAAACUAGAGUGUUUAAAGAGUUUGUUGAUUGGUUUCAAAGGCGGAUUAUGAAUCCAGACACAACAAAUACAAUGUCUAAUGACUUAAAGUUUCUAGCACGAGGUCCAUUGGAAAAUGCUAACAGAUUUACUACGUACAACAUCAAUGGGUUUAAAUUUCGAACAUUGACUCGAGAUGAGGGAUUGAGAACACAAAAAUAGUGGUGUGUUUUUAACAUCUAAUACAGCUUGUGUAUCAAGCAGUGUUGACAGGAACUUAAGGCAAGUGGACUUAUCCUAUUAUGGAAAGUUGGAGAAUUUCAUUGAGCUUAAUUAUUAUGGUCAAUUCAAAGUUGUUCUUUUCAAGUGUAAGUGGGCAAAUACUACACGAGAAAGAGGAUAUAAAAAGGAUCAAUGGAAUUUUAAUUGUGUUAACUUUGAUAGACUAAUUCAUAUUGGAGAUCGUGAAGAACAUGAACCUUAUAUUUUGGCAUCUCAAGCACAAAUGGUAUAUUAUGUAGAUGAUGUGGUCAAUAAAGGAUGGAGUGUUGUUGUGCAUUUAAAGCCAAGAGAUUUGUAUGAAAUGGGAGAAAUAGUAGAAGAGGUAUAUGAAAAUGAGCCAUACCAAGAUCAAGAGCUAGAAAAAAUUUUAUAGUAAUGACAAUGAAUAUGUGCAAUUGGCUACAAACCAUUUAGAUGGUGAUAUCCCUGACUCAAAUGUAUGAGUUGAAAAAAUAAUUAGUAGUAAAUUUUUUCUUAAAGGUAAUAUUUUUUAUAUUCAAAGUUAUUUUCAAUGCAUGUAUACUUGACUCAUGUUUGAUUUCUUAAUGUUAUUUUCUUAAGGUGAUUAUAUGUUGCUUACUCUUGUCAAUUUCAGGUUAGGAAGGACAUAUAUAUAAAGAACCUAUAAUAAAAAGUGUACUCUUUAUUCUCUGGUUCUCUUUCUUCUCUAGUUCUCUUUCUUCUCUGGUUCUCUUCACAAGUUAUAACUUAUAUACAAUUUCUUGCACUUCAUUAGCUUCUAGAAAAGCAUAACAAAUCCUCAUUAUAUACAGUUAGAUAAUAUGUCAUUAUAGAAUUUUCUUUAGAAUUUUCUGCUUCAUAUUCUUAGUUGACUUUUCUCAAUAAUUAAGAUGUUAACCAAUUUGUCCUUGUAGAGUUUAUAAACCUCAUUUUGUCAGAAUCAAUUCUGCAACAGAGAGCAUAUAUUGAAGGCUCCAUAGGUGGUUUCUGUUGUUUUCAGUCCUUCUUCUCUUGCUCUCACCAUGGAUGGUCUGACCUUGUUGUGAACUUACCAAUUGUUCUGAUCUAAGAGCACUGAACUUGACUAUCAAUUUCUUUUCUGGUGAAAUUCCUAACUAUGGAGUACUGAGCAACUUUGGCAUAUACUCGUUUGACGGUACUCACCCUUGGAUUUCACUUGGUUUUCCUGUUGUACUCCCCCAUGCUGAAAGUGAUCAAGCUGCAGCCAUGCCAAAGGUGAAGCAUUUCUGAAAUCCACACUUCAAUGAGCACAACACCACCAAUAGAUUCCUCAUUGCCCACCGAGAACUCACAGCAACUUGAAACAUCUACAAAAUAUGUUCGACGUGAAUCUUCAUCAUCUUGGACUGUUCAUGCAAUAGACUUAGAAGGAGUUAUCAAGAAAAUUAAGGUGAAGGUCAGAGAAGUAAAUAACUUACCUCGUGGGGAACGCAUCAUUGUGGACUAUGAUGAGUUAGGCAUGGCAAUUGGUGAAGGACAAGGCGUGCUUGCAGGAUAUUGUGGUACAUUGGCAAUUGAUUGUAAUUUGUUUCCAAUUAAUUUUGAAAGAUGGUCUGGGAAAACAGGCAUGCCUGACACUUACUUUUUGGAAUGCUUUAAGGAAAUAUUACAGCCUAGGUUUUUUUUAAGACUGGUGAAGCUAGUGCACCACGGUAUUGCAAACUAACUCUUGGUAGGAAGUGGGCUGCACAUAGGCAGAAUUUAUGGAAUACGUUCUAUGAUCCAACAAAAAGCAAAAAUGAAAUCAUAAGUAAUGUGCCAAAUGGUAUAGAUAGAACUCAGUGGGCUCAUUUUGUUACUUAUCGUCUAAAACCAGAAACAUUGGAGAUUUGUAAUAAAAAAUAGAGAAAAUCACAAAAAGCAAGUAAUUCCUCAUACCGGUGGUUCUAAACCUAUGUCAAGAAGAAGACAUGAGAUGUUUUUGGAAACUGGACAGCUGCCUAGUCGGGGAAAGUUAUACAUUGAUACUCAAAGAAGAAAGGAUGGAUCAUUUGUAAAUGAUGCGGCAAAGGCUAUAUCGG
This is a messenger RNA of Vigna unguiculata (cowpea), 7093 nucleotides long. RefSeq lists its product as uncharacterized. The record is from RefSeq and is a predicted model, not a curated record. Lineage: Eukaryota; Viridiplantae; Streptophyta; Magnoliopsida; Fabales; Fabaceae.